Messenger RNA from Sorex fumeus (smoky shrew), 954 nucleotides. RefSeq names its product sclerostin domain containing 1 (gene SOSTDC1). Gene Ontology annotation, biological process: negative regulation of BMP signaling pathway; negative regulation of Wnt signaling pathway. Bases 83 to 703 code for a protein of 206 amino acids. The record is from RefSeq and is a predicted model, not a curated record. The transcript is spliced from 2 exons. Gene Ontology annotation, molecular function: BMP binding. Lineage: Eukaryota; Metazoa; Chordata; Mammalia; Eulipotyphla; Soricidae.
AGGAGGAAUUUCACAGUUACAGUGCAGAAGCAGAGGGAAAGGAAUUAACCAGCUCUUCAGACAAGCAAAUCCUCUACUCACCAUGCUUCCUCCUGCCAUUCAUUUCUAUCUCAUUCCCUUUGCAUGCAUCCUCAUGAAAAGCUGUUUGGCUUUUAAAAAUGAUGCCACAGAAAUCCUUUAUUCACAUGUGGUUAAACCUGUUCCAGCACACCCCAGCAGCAACAGCACGAUGAAUCAAGCUAGAAAUGGAGGCAGACAUUUCAGUAACACUGGAUUGGAUCGGAACACCCGGGUUCAAGUCGGGUGUCGCGAAUUGCGUUCCACCAAAUACAUCUCUGAUGGUCAGUGUACCAGCAUCAGCCCUCUCAAGGAGCUGGUGUGUGCUGGAGAGUGCUUGCCCCUGCCCGUGCUUCCCAACUGGAUUGGAGGAGGCUAUGGAACAAAGUACUGGAGCCGGAGGAGCUCCCAGGAGUGGAGGUGUGUCAACGACAAAACGCGGACCCAGAGAAUCCAGCUGCAGUGUCAAGAUGGAAGCACACGCACCUACAAAAUCACAGUGGUCACAGCCUGCAAGUGCAAGAGGUACACUCGACAGCACAAUGAGUCCAGUCACAACUUCGAGAGCAUGUCGCCUGCCAAGCCAGCCCAGCAUCACAGAGAACGGAAAAGGGCCAGCAAAUCCAGCAAGCACAGCAUGAGUUAGAACUCAGACUCAAAACUGGACUCACUAGUAACCAUCUGCUUUACAGAUUUUAUUGCUUGGAAGACUCAAGCCUGCCAUUGCUAUUUUCUCACUCGAAAAUAUAUGUUUUCUGCUUUGAUCAUAACCAUCAGUCUGUCCUAAGUAGCAGGACCUCCUUUGGGAAUCAAUUUGCCUUUCAAGUUUUCCAACAUGUUUGCAUAUCCAUGAGAGCAAUUUGCAUUACAUUUCAUGAAUCCCAUAGUUUUAAUUCC